Molecule: messenger RNA, 2802 nt
Organism: Ustilago hordei
Lineage: Eukaryota; Fungi; Basidiomycota; Ustilaginomycetes; Ustilaginales; Ustilaginaceae
Exons: 1
Coding region: 1-2802 (933 amino acids)
Source: RefSeq, a predicted model, not a curated record
AUGGUCCUCUCGCUACGAGAGCAGCCACCAAAGAAGUCCAAACUUUCACUCUUCCGUCUUGGCAAGUCUCCUGGCAAACCCACGAGCUCAUCAUCUGCUUCAGAACGAGACCAUAGAGCAUAUGCAUCCAACACAUACCCAAGGUCAGCAGAACAGUCAACACCUCGCAACGCACCUACCUCACCAAACAACCCUCGAAUCCUGCCCAAUACCCGUCAAGCAGCCAGUCAAGCUGGUUCAGCUGUCGGUGCUGUUCAUUACCACUACCCCGAGUCGUCCAUCUCUAACGCCAUGCAGCAGUCUUCAGACCUAGACGAGCAACAACAAUCCCGCCCAACACGCCCAGACUCCCUCCCACUUCAAGUCUUUGUCCACCCUGCAGAUGCAGCCUCAACAGAACACAAGUUCGUCGGCGCUAACUGGCCAGCUCUAGCCAAAAUCCAGACCGACCUCAUCCUACCUUCUGCCUCAGGCAAGCACUAUCGCACACGCUCCCACUUCUCUAUACCCGACGUCAUUGUCACCACUUGCGAAGAAGAGGGCCAGGAACAGCUUGUCCAGAUCUCCAUCCCAGCUCACAAGCGUCGCAGCUAUGUCCUGCGCGAAGGAAGCAACGCUGACCACCCUAGGUCGAACAAGAAGAGUAGUACUGCCGGCUUUGCGUCCAAAGGUAGGCCUGCCCCAUUGAUCCAGUUUGAUGCCGACCAGAUCGAGGGAAUGAGCCGCAGUGGUAGCCUGCCGAGUCUUGGCAGCUCGCCCAUCUCACCGAUAAGUACGACGGCAACUUCUCUCACUUCGCCUUCCUCGUCGGCUAGUUCGAGUCUCUCCAAGGGUUCGACGAUGGCUAAGAGGAGUAGAAAGUCGUCCUUUCCGAUGCUCUUUGCGAGGAAGAGCUUGGACUCGGCCCGGGCGAACGUCGAACAGCAGCAGGUAUACGUGGAAGAGCCUCCACCUUUCACGCUCACCACUUCGGCAUCGCAACAUGAUGGCUUGCUUUUCUCAAGUCAUCAUGGCGGGUCAGUCAGCGCGCCACCCUCCCGAAGCAUCUUUGGAAGGACGACCAGCCUUUCUUCUCCACCUGUCACGCCGACCUCCACUUCGAGGUUCUUGACCAAGAAAGAGAUCAAGGCAAAAGCAAAGGAGGAGCUCGCGCUUAUCAAGGAGCUGGAACGCGUCGACAAGCUCGUCAAGCAACACGAUCUCAAGGCCCGAAAGACGCAGGAGAAAGCUGAGGCCAAAGAGAGGAAGCGAGCUGCCAAGCUAGCCCAGAUCAACCAUGAGUUCCGCGAACAAGGUGCAGCCAGACCUUCGGUUGACACAACAAGCAGCGCAAAGACUUCGCGGAAGACCAUCUUCCAAGCUUCCACUCGAGCUGCACCUUUUACCGUGUUGGCCAGAAGGACAAGUGUACGAGGUACACCGAUGCCAGAGGUCCGCACAUUCGUUGUCGAACGACGCGGAUCAGAGCCAAUCCUGUUCAACGCCUCAGAAUCUAGGGCAAACGUGACGACGCCCUUCAGCAUCGAUCUUCCAGCGAGCGAGAGGUUGCCCUUCUCCCAGCCAAGGGCUGCGCCUCUUCCCAAGAUCUUCUCGACUCCUCAGCCGUUUGCUCAAGCUGCCAUCCAGUCGUCAGCCCCGGAACGAACCUCGACAACAAAGUCUAGUGGCUCUUCCCCACCGCGACCUUCCCGACCCACUCCUGCUCCCCCGGCACAAUCCAGCAUUGCUCCGCUCAGCCUGGUCAAGGACGCUCAGGUUGACACUGUUGAGGCGGAGACCAGCAUUAGCAAAGAUCCUGACGAGACCCAGAACUGGAGUCGCCAGAGCUGGUCUGAGCUCAACGCCGGGUUCAGCAGCGGUCUCCUGCCCAGCCUUAUUUACCCUACUGUAAGCACAUCUACCAUCGACGAAGAUAGUGAAGAGAGGGCCGUACGAAACGCGAGACGAGCAAGUGUACAACGCGUCCUUGCGCUGUCUGAUGCCAAUGGAGCCGCUCUCCAGAAGCGUGUGUCACUUCGCAAGCGAGGCUCGCAGCAGUACAUGUUCAAACGUCGAUCAUCACAUAUGCAAGGCGGGGCCGAUGCAAGGAGUGAUGGUAUGCGCUCAUCUGCUGCCUUGCUGCACCGACGUACCUUGAUUAGAAGGGUGGGUCAAGAGGAGGGAUGGAAAGUCAUAGAUGGUGAAGAAGAGUGUCGGGCUGAUGAAAGUGUGAUUGCUCAACCUGAUCUUUCUGCCACCAAAUGGGAUUGGGUGGAGCAAGAGGAAGAGCCCCGCUUGAAGCGUGGAACGAUCAUGAGGGGUGAGAGGAUGGAAGUGGAAGUGGACCUUGUUCUGGCUGAUUUGCGUGCAGCGCAGCAUGCAGAUCAGGCUCGAAAGCACGUAAAAGAGGGGAGUGGAGAACGAACACCCACACAGGAGACUGUCAUCGAUCCCUUUACCACUACGCGCAGGAUUUCACCUCCCCGACCCAACAGAUCUGGUAGAAAAGAGGCGGGGCAGGACGAUGGAACAGGUCAUUCAUCCAGUAUCUCGUCCAACGACAGCUUCAGCUCACAAUCGAGUGGGACAGGGACCGCGGCUACCAUGGUGAACGAUGCCGCGGGCAAGGGUGCAGAUGAGGGAAUGGUUUGCUUCAGUCGACCUUUCUCGCCCGAGCACCAAAUUGGACGUUUCUCCAUUGAUGAGGAUAAGGAGAAUAAUGCUGGCAUGAAGGAGAGUGCUAAGGGGAGCAAGGAUUCGCAGUUCAGAUUGUCGUUGUCGUUGGCCCCGCUGCAGCCGUUGGACUUGUUUUCGCAGACUUAG